Messenger RNA from Mytilus californianus (California mussel), 1037 nucleotides. Its product is annotated as BTB/POZ domain-containing protein 2-like. The coding region runs from base 19 to 999 and encodes 326 amino acids. The record is from RefSeq and is a predicted model, not a curated record. Gene Ontology annotation, cellular component: cytosol; P-body. Gene Ontology annotation, molecular function: protein binding. NCBI's taxonomy places the organism in Eukaryota, Metazoa, Mollusca, Bivalvia, Mytilida, Mytilidae. Gene Ontology annotation, biological process: neurogenesis. The transcript has 3 exons.
AGUCACAGGUCGAUAAAAAUGUCGGAUAUAAAAGUGAAUUUCAGAAAUUCUGUUGCGGCAUUUGACUAUGCAGAACUGGAAAAUGGUCCAACAGUGUGUGCAGACUGGAGAAGGAAUAAAACAUUAGAGGAAAAGCACCUGUAUAUGUUUCACAAUCAAAUAUGUUGUGAUGUUUCCCUUAUAGUAGGAGAGAACACAAACAAGACCGAGAUAAUUAAUGCUCAUUCGUUUAUAUUAGCAUCUGGAAGUUCUGUUUUACAGAAAAUUUUAACAAAAGCUACGCAGCAGAAUACCACUAUCAACAUUCCUGAUAUCAAGCCAAAAAUUUUCAGAAUUAUUCUUGAGUAUUUGUAUUCAGAGAAAGCUGGAAUUGCACCAAGUACCAUAUCUGCUGUUCUGAAAACGGCAAAGAAGUUCAAGCUUUAUAAACUAAUUGAUGAAUGUUUUAGUUUCUUACAGGGCUACAUAAACGAUGAUUCCGUUUGUGUUGUGUUAGAACAAGCUGUUCUGUUUCAAAACGAAGGAUUGAUGGCGAAAUGUUUACGUUAUAUUGACAAAAAAACGGCUUCUGUUAUAAAAACAAAAAGUUUCAAGCAGGCAUCAUUAGAGAAUAUUCUGAAAAUAGUCUCACGGGACUCGCUUAUAAUCAGAGAAGAUGAUCUAUUUGAUGGAUUACUUGAAUGGGCAUAUGCAAAAUGUCAGAAGCUAUCUCAACCAAAAACACCGCAGAAUGCUAGGAAAAUGUUGGGAGAAGCGUUUUAUUACAUCAGGUUUCCAAUGAUGAAUCCACAAAACUUUACCAACAAGGUCGCAAAUAUUUCUAUGUUAACGGAUUCUGAAAAAAUCGAUUUAUUUAGAUAUUUUUAUGGAUCAGAGAAACCGAACCUACCAUUUCCAGAUCGACCUCGCCAAUGGAACAAGCGAGCUUCUGGAAUUUUGUUCAACAAACCUCACCCAGAUAUUUUCACCCAAGGAAAUUUUGGAAGUAACAUGUUUUAACACUUUUGUAAUGUUAAUAAUGUUGUAAUAAAGUUAUG